UACAACCGUCGGCUAGCAGAAAGCCAGCACUCGGAUAACUCGGAUCGCCAAAACACGCCGAUCGAGAAACAGAAGCUCCAAUGGCGGCGACUCGUCCGCUCCUCUACCUCGGCGUUCUGCUCCUGUUCCUGGCCAUGGCGGCAUCGGGAGCGGCGGCGUUCGGCCUCCCGCGAGGCGUGUCGCCUGCGUACUGCGCCAACGAGUUCCUGCAGUACCACGGGAUCUCGCAGAACGAAAAGGCGGCCAUCCACCUCGGCAACACCAAGUCCUGCAUCGCCGGCUACGGAGGCCGACUGGAUCCCUACACCGCGUACCAGCUCUGCAUCCCCUCCUGGGUUGCCUUCACAGACAACGGUACCCUUGUCGGAGAGGCCGCCAUGAACCACGCCGCCGUCAGCCCCGGGACGGCCGUUUCCGGCUUCAAGCGACUCCUCGGCAUCAGGCAAAUGGUGAAGAGAGAAGCAGAGUUAGUGCCGUACCAAUUCACCGAACAGCUGGGAAGAUGCGGCAUCCAGAUGGAGACCGAGGAUGGCCACGUGAUGAAUUUCCUUCCCGAGCGUGUGGCCGGCAUCCUCAUGGCCGAGCUUAAGAAGAUGGCGGAGGCGCGCCUGGGCCGCGAGAUCGAGAGCGCCCUUGUCACCGUCCCCGGGCACUUCAAUGGUGCCCAACGGAGUUCGGUCAGGAGAGAAGCUGCGCGCUUGCACGGUGGCUUCGGUGUCGCCAAGGUCGUCGACGAGCAGGUCGCGGCAGCCGCGGCAUAUCGCCUUCACGAGAAGAGGGGCGACGGCAAGGUCGUCCUCGUCUUCCAUCUCGGCGGCCGCACGAGCCACGCUACAAAGUUCAGAUUCAAGGAUGGCACGGGUCAUCUCCUCGAGGAACGCCAUGAUGCCUACCUCGGCGGCGACGACUUCACUGACAGGAUUGUGGACCAUUUCGUGGAGUUGAUCAGGGAGAGGCAUCACCGUGAUAUCCGUGGGGACGAGGGCGCUCUCAAGAAGCUGAGAGCAACCUGCGAGAGGGUCAAGAAGUUACUGAGCGACCGAGAUGGCGUUCUGAUGAACAUCGGACCGGUUCUCGGCGAAGGCGCAGAUAUCUACGAGGAGCUCACGCGGGCCAAGUUCGAGGAGCUGAACCGUGACCUCAUCGAGAAAGCACUGGAAAUAGUGGACACGGUAGUGAUGGGAGGUGCUCCCACUUCCCAAACGCAGAGCCGCAAGGACGCCAUCGACGAGGUCAUUCUCGUCGGUGGCAGUGUGAGGAUCCCCAUGGUUGGGCAGCUCCUCGAGGAUUACUUCAAUGGUAGAGGGCUAAUCAGGGACGAAGACGCCGUAAUCCGGGGCGCUGCUCUUCUGUCAUGUCCCGAGUCUGCUAGAUACGUGGAUGAAUGCUACAAGGGAGGAGUCUCGGGGCCUGUCUGGUUGGCAAAAUAA
Messenger RNA from Triticum urartu, 1430 nucleotides. RefSeq names its product luminal-binding protein-like. Gene Ontology annotation, biological process: endoplasmic reticulum unfolded protein response. NCBI's taxonomy places the organism in Eukaryota, Viridiplantae, Streptophyta, Magnoliopsida, Poales, Poaceae. Gene Ontology annotation, cellular component: endoplasmic reticulum chaperone complex. Gene Ontology annotation, molecular function: ATP-dependent protein folding chaperone; ATP binding. The record is from RefSeq and is a predicted model, not a curated record.